Messenger RNA from Mauremys mutica (yellowpond turtle), 6335 nucleotides. It is a transcript of the gene PLEKHG4B, whose product is annotated as pleckstrin homology and RhoGEF domain containing G4B. The transcript has 23 exons. The record is from RefSeq and is a predicted model, not a curated record. Gene Ontology annotation, molecular function: guanyl-nucleotide exchange factor activity. Lineage: Eukaryota; Metazoa; Chordata; Testudines; Geoemydidae. Bases 148 to 5517 code for a protein of 1789 amino acids.
AUGCAAAAGAGGAGAAGGAACGCCAGAAAAAAUGUCAAGUGAAAUUAUUAGAAUGACAUGGACUUUGGUACAGUUUGCAUUGUCUUGACAAAGUGGAUUUUAUGGAAUCAUUUUUUACGUUGAAUUCAGAACAGAGGAAGUGUCAACAUGAAUCACCGAGCUACAGCUCCGAAGACAAGAGGUGAUAAUUAUCUGAGCAUAAAGGACUCGGAGUCCCUUGACACCUACACCCAGAACACUCUCUCUGCAUUAUACCCGCCUUUCGAGGCCACAGCUGCCACUGUCCUGUGGCAGCUUUUCAGCAUAGUUGAAAAGCUGUAUCGAGGAGAUGGCCUCAGGUGCCUAAUUGAUUUCCUUGUCCCUGCCAAGAGAGUCUUACAGUGCAUUCAGCAAGAAACCUGUGCUAAAUACACUGGUCUUAUUUUCUACCAUGAAGGCUGGCCACUGUGCAUCCAUGAAAAAGUGGUAGUACAGUUAGCAUCUCUUCACAGAGUCCGUCUGAAACCAGGGGAUUUCUACUUACAAAUUCUUUCAGCUGGGAAGCAGUCAGCAAAGCUAGUUUUAAAAUGCCUCUCCCAACAUGGACAAGGAAUGGAAGAAGUUAUUGUACCUGAAACCAUGUAUGGAUGUGUUUUUACAGCAGAAUUUUUGGAAAAUGUAAAUUGUGAAAGGGAGAGUGUUCCCUUGCAAAGCUGUUUACUUACCACUGGCCCAGCUGUAUAUAGAACACCUUGGAAGAAUAUAGUGAAUCCUAUUUUUGUCCCUACAGCUGAAACAAUCCUGCAUAAUUAUUCCAGUAGCCCUCUCCUCGGUCGGUUAAUCAGCAAUAAUACUGAUGUGAAAACAAUGACACAGACCAUGGAGAGCAAUAGUUCACAUGACAGUUCCACUUCCAAUGAUACUGGCUCUACUGUCAUAGAAGCAACACUUACCGAUAAUCAUGGAAACCAAGGGAGUGAAGUGUAUAGUCCAGUUCAUACUGCAGAAAGUAGGGCUGAAUUGGAAUUCCUUGAGACCCCAGCUGAGGAGAGCACAGGAGAGUACGUAAAUCUCAGCAUGUUGACUAAGGACUGCCCCAGCAUGAUAGAAAGGGUUUUACCACAGGCCACUGAGCCUGAAAUGACACCUGAAGUAUUAAAAGGCGGCGCGUUAUCGCCCAUAAUGGAGAGAAAGAACAGCAUCAAAAGCAUAACUUUCAGCACGGAUUUGAGCAGCCCUUGUCCAAGAAGACGACAACUCAGGGAUUCUUCAUAUUUUGAGACAAGGCGCUUGUUUAGAAAGUCAUACAUGGAAGCUUUGCAAAACCCAAUGAAUCUUGGUUCCAGCUCAGAGGAGUCAAUUGUAGAAGAGGAGACUUCAGACCAGACAGUGGACUCAUGUGAAGUGAAUGAUGACUUGAGAAUCUCUGAGAGCAAAUCUCGUGAGAAACAAGUUGAGAAGGAAGAUUCUCUUGCUGAUAGACUUGCACCAAAGAAGGAAACAACAGAGGUCAUAAGGCCUGAAGAUUGUUCACAGGCCUCAGAAAAACUGCCUAUGCCUCAUGAAACUUUCUCUGUAGCAGAUUGCAAGGCUGGACCGAGGAGGUCUCGGUCUUUAGAUAGGUCACAUAAGAGUUCACAUGGUAAGGAUCAUAGUCCAAGGUUGUUCUCAGAUAGUUCAGCAAGUGCAAACCCUAAAAAGCUCUUAAAUGGACAUGCUUUAAGACUGGGGAAGUUGGACUCCAAUGGUCAUUUAUUCAUUACUGUGAAAAGCAACAAAUGCAACAAGGAGGAUGAAGAUUUUCCUCAGCACUCAACAGUAAUAGACUCAAGAAACAGUUUCCAGGGUGAGUGUAGCACAAUUACAAAUGCAUCUCCUGAGCUAUUCCAUUGUGAGAGUGAGCUGCUGUCUACAAAUGCUGGAGACCUUUGCCACAGAUUACCAAACCAAUUACUUGAAAUCAACCAGGAAUUACUGCAGUCUGGAGUCAUUUCUCUAUGUGGAAGCCGAGACCGGGGUGGCAGAGCAGUGGUGCAAGUCUGCACAAGAAAUACCAUCUGGUCAAGUGAACAUUCCACAACUACAGAGCUUGCUCGUCUUCUGAUGUAUUUCUAUAGCAUUCCCAGGAAGGAAGUACGUGAUCUGGGGCUCGUUAUUUUAGUGGAUGCUCGUAAGUGCCAGCCUAGUCCUGGUCUUUUCAAAGCUUUCACAGCAUUACAGAGUGCAGUUCCUCACUCCAUUCACAGUGUGCUGAUAUUGACUGAGAAGGAAUCUGCAUUUAGACCUGACAAAGAUACUGCAAUUCAGUAUGAAGUCCUCACAUCACUGAAGGCUCUGCAAAAGCACAUUGACUGUACCCAGUUGACAGCAGAAUUUGAUGGAACCUUUCUGUAUAACCACCAUGACUGGAUGCAUUUCCGAAAGAAACUGGAACCCUUUAUUACAAACUGCAAAGAGGCCAUUGUCUUUCUACGGAAUUCAGUCUGUUCACUGAACUCUAACAGAACCCUAAGUACAGUGCAGGUGGUAAGGGACUUAAUCGACAAACACAAGACAAUGAUGAAACUUGUUUUGGAAGAUGCCUUGCUGGUAACGUUAAGGCUAGAGGGUGGGACAAUCCUUGCAAGACUCAGGAAAGAGGAAUUCUGCAAUACAGAAGACUACCGAGAUGCCAUGGAAGCUAUAACAAGAUUGUACAAUCAAGUAGAUGAGGAGGUCCAUAGGCUGGUUCUCAUAUCGAAUAAGUGUCUGCAACAACUGGAGAAUCUCCAGGAAAUAAGAAAAUUUGAAGAACAUUGUGACCAGAUAAAACUCUGGUUUGAAAAUGAAAGGGAGCAAUAUCUUGGCCCUUUAGAUCAAGAGCUGCUCUCUCUGGAAAGUGUGAAGAAGCAGCAAGAAGAAUUCAGAGUUUUCAGUGACAAAGUGACGCAAUAUUGUGAGAAAGGGCUGCAGCUGAUACAAAAGAACUGGUCACUGAACUUGGAAGAAAAAGUUCAGACCUUCAAGAGUUAUUUGAGUAAUGUCAGCACUCAGACAGAGAAAAGGAAGAGUGAGCUGGAGAAGCUGAUCCACUUGUAUGAGUUUUAUGAGAUGGCACAUGAGUGGAUUUUACGCUGCAAUGAGUAUCUUGAUCAUCUUACUGUGGAGAACAAAUACUCUCAAUCAGUGAUUCAGAGUUUGCAGAGCUACCACCAAGAAGCUACAAAAGUUUCUGCAGAAAACUUUCAAAAAGUGAAUGAGAUGGUAUUGGGUCUGGCUAGCAAAAAGGAACUAAAACAAUGGAAUAUUUUAUGGCUAAAAUGUCAGCAAACAAGGCACCAUUUAGAAGAGGUCCUUUCUGAAGCUCUCAAAGGUUCCAACAAAGAAACUUCUCACAAAGUCCCCCAGGAAGCGGAUGUGAAAGUUAACUGUGAGUUUGAUACUGAAGGUGCUAGACAACCAAGUCAGUCCCUUUCUCGACUCUCUUCUAGCACUGAUAACGACAUUUGGGAUAAUAAUGCUAAGCCAUUGCAUAAACCUCAGCAUAUAAGCCUGCCAUCCGGAGUACCACCUUUUUUAGCUCAUGAGAACUCCAAUCAAAAUAUGGAUGUAUAUGUGCAGCUUAAUGCCUCUCCACCACAGACAUUUACUCCUCUCUUGGGUGGUCUUCAAAGGACUAGCCCAAUCUCAGAAGAUAUGGACAAUGUUUCCACCUCAGGAUCAGCCUCCUGCUAUUCUGAGCCGGUCCAGUCACCAACUACCCGCCACAGAAAACAUCCACUAAAGAAAAUCAUGAAGAAAACGCAAAGCUUUGAGUUUACUCAGCUUGAGAGCAGCCACAGCGAGUUGCACCGUCACGGAUACACUGGAGUUUACAUCAAGGGAUUGGAGGUGGCCAGCAAUGUUGCUGCUGAGAAGAAAUACAUGCAGCGCUUGAAUAUUAAAAGCCCUUUGAUUAGUAGAAACCGAAGUUUAUCUUCCCCAUCAAGGAUCCAUCAUACAGAAGAAGAAGAAAAAAAGAGAGCAGGAAGCAGCAAAGUGCAACAUAUAAUGGAUGAAAUGAUCACAACAGAAAGGGAAUAUGUUAGAUCCUUAGGAUAUAUCAUCGACAACUAUUUUCCAGAAAUGGAAAGAAUCGAUUUACCUCAGGAUUUACGAGGGAAGCGGAAUAUUAUCUUUGGGAACCUGGAGAAGCUCUAUGAUUUCCAUUGCCAGUAUUUUCUAAAAGAGCUGGAACACUGCAGAGACUUCCCAUUGCGUGUCAGCCACUGUUUUCUCAGACAUGAAGAACAGUUUGGAAUGUAUGCAUUAUACAGCAAGAACAAACCACAAUCGGAUGCUUUGCUUACAAGCCAUGGAAAUGCAUUCUUUAAAAAUAAACAACAGGAUUUAGGUGAUAAGAUGGAUCUGGCUUCCUAUCUGCUGAAGCCUAUUCAAAGAAUGAGCAAAUAUGCUCUUCUUCUAAAAGAUAUGAUCAAAGAGUGCACUAAGACCCAGGAGCAGGAGCUCAAUGAUCUCAGGGCAGCUGAAGAAAUGGUAAAAUUCCAGCUUCGUCAUGGAAACGACUUGCUUGCUAUGGAUGCCAUUAGAGGGUGUGAUGUCAAUUUGAAAGAACAAGGACAGCUGAGAUGUCAAGAUGAGUUUAUUGUUUGCUGUGGAAGAAAGAAGUAUUUGAGACAUGUCUUCCUUUUUGAAGACCUCAUCUUGUUUAGCAAAACAAAAAAGAUUGAUGGGGGAUAUGACAUCUACAUGUACAAACAAUCAUUCAAGACGGCUGAGAUUGGGAUGACAGAGAAUGUUGGAGACAGUGGUCUGCGAUUUGAAAUCUGGUUUAGAAGGAGGAGGAAAUCCCAGGACACAUACAUCCUUCAAGCAAACUCAGCAGAAGUUAAAAUUGCUUGGACCAGUAUCAUAGGAAGGAUUCUUUGGAGACAAGCUCUGAGAAAUCGAGAACUCAGAAUGCAAGAAAUGGUGUCAAUGGGAAUAGGCAAUAAACCUUUCAUGGACAUCAAGCCCAGUGAAGCAGCCAUAAGCGACCGAGCAAUAGAUUUCAUCAUGAAGGGAACAGAAUCAAGAUCUCGAGCAUCAAUAGCAGUGUCUUCAUUUGAUCACUCCACUCCAUUCAAAAGGCCGCAUUCCACUAUCUCAAACAGUAGCACAUCUUCCUCAAGCAGCCAGUCCUCUUCUUCCAUUUUGGGAUCACUGAACCUGCAUGUGUAUUCCAGCCCACCUCAUCCAGGCUUAUUAGGACCACCCUUCUACCACUGGUCAUAUGAUAUUAGAACCUGCAUUGAGGAAGAUGAACUGGAGCAGGAAACUGGCAGUCAGCCUUCAAUGAUGACAGAGAGUUCAGAAUCAUCCCAGUGCACUUCCGGUGAAAGUGUGAGUGGUUUUAGUAGCUCUGCCCAUCCUGGAUUGUCCCAGCUCUCUACAGAGACGUUCUUGGAUGAAGAUGCUUCAAAUCCUGGCUCUAAACCUCCUUCCCAGUGCACAUCUCCUGCUCUCCCUGAGAAGAAUCCUAGAUCAAAACACACCAACCAGUAUGUUACAGCGCUAUGAGUCAAAUUACUAUGAAGACAUUUUCAGCCAUGCUGACCCUGCUGUUGCAGAUCAUCCCAAAUUCAUUUUGUGAUGAAAAACCUGUGACACACUUCAUGGACUCUCUUACUGGAUAUUUCAUCAUCAGCAAAAUCAAAAUCGAAAUAUUUUUGUAAACAACCAGGGAAGAGACAUCCUAUUUUUUCUUUAUCAUUUUAAAGGCAGGUUUUUGGUGCAGAGUUCUUAAUCUGCACUUCCAAAAUAUGAACCAAAUUCUGCUCUCAAAUAAGCAUGCAGGUCUAUUGAUUCCAGGGAGUGGCAUUGAAGGCCUGCAAGUGUAGAACUUGGCUUUGUACGUGUGUGUGGCAAAUUAGAAUGUUGUUUUCUGUUUUAACCUGAAUCUUGUAUAUAGCAGAUGAUGAUGUUGUAGAUGUUACUAUAUUUUGUUCAAUCCUGUAAAUGUAGAACUCCUCGAUAAAUGAACUAAUAUCUGUACAAAAGGAAAAAUAUACAAACUGCUUGGAACUUUUGUAAAUAUUAUUUUAUUGCUGCUCAUUACAGCAGAUCCGUUUUUAUCUACUUAUUAGUGUCUUCUCCAGCAUCCCACAAAGGCAACACGAGUUCCUGCAAUCAUAGUAAACAUGGAUGUCUGUUAGAAUAUGGCAUUUUCUAGAGAUUAAAAAUAGAAAUAAUUAUUUGUAACCAUUUUCAAAUAUCAAAUAUGAAAACAUAUUCUUGUUCAUGGAUUGUUGAAAACAGUUUGACUUUUGUUACUUCAAACACUGCCCUUGUUUAAUACUUUUUAAAAAAAAAUAAAACAAUUUCUACCAUUACAUUUA